UGUUCAAUUUCCCCCUCCCAUUGACUCCGGUCCCCUUCGCUGCCUUACUGUCAUGGCAACGGACGGCCAAGGGUUAAAGUUCACUCUGUGAAGUGAAGAGUCGCCGAUUCCUUUUUUGAGUUAGUCCACGCGCAGCUGGCAUCCGAACAGAGCAGAGCUUGUGACUGUGAUGCCCGGGCUCAUCCUUGCGCUGUUCCUGCUGGUCUGCGUGUCUGCGGCGUCUCAGGAGAAAUCUCAGAUCGUCUACAGACCUCCUGAGGUCCUGGAAGAUGCUCACUUCGCAGAAUCCUUUGACUCUGGGCCGCUGGAGGGGAGGUGGGUGCUGUCCCAGGCGACGAGAGAGGGAGAGGAGGAGGAGGAGGACGACACUGCUGUCAAGUACGAUGGGAUCUGGGCUGUGGAGGAGCCCGUGGAGCAGGUUCUGCCUGGAAACAGAGGCCUGGUUCUGAAAUCCGCAGGCCGACACCACGCCAUCUCGGCCCCCCUGCUCAGAGCCUUCCACUUCCUGGACCAGCCACUCAUAGUGCAGUAUGAGGUCCAGUUUCAGCAGGGGAUGGACUGUGGGGGAGCCUAUAUCAAGCUGCUGUCUCAGUCCGAGCAGCUGAAUCUGACUCGGUUCAGUGACACCACUCCGUACUCCAUCAUGUUCGGGCCAGAUAAGUGCGGAGAGGACCACAAGCUGCAUUUCAUCUUCCGGCACAGGAACCCCCUGACGGGGCGCUACGAGGAGAGGCACGCCAGGAGACCGGACUGGGACCUGAGGGAGUACUUCACUGAUCGCAGGGCUCACCUGUACACGCUGCGGCUAUACCCAGACAACAGCUUCGAAAUCCUUAUUGACCAGUCGGUGGUCAGCAAGGGCAGCCUCCUGGAGGACAUGACCCCGCCUGUGACCCCUCCAAGAGAGGCGCCAGACCCAUCAGACACCAAGCCUACUGACUGGGAUGACCGGCAGCGCAUCCCUGACCCCUCAGCCAUCAAGCCAGCAGACUGGGAUGAGGAGGCCCCCCGGCAGAUUCCGGACCCCGCGGCCCAGAAGCCUCCCGGCUGGCUGGAGCAGGAGCCCGACUUCAUCCCCGACACGCUGGCACAGCGCCCGCAGGACUGGGAUGAGCAGAUCGAUGGGGAGUGGGAGGCGCCUUUGGUCCCUAACCCUGCCUGCAAGGACGCUAUUGGUUGUGGUCCCUGGACUCCGCCCAUGAUUUCUAACCCCGCCUACAAGGGGAAGUGGAAGCCUCCUAUGAUUGACAACCCGAACUAUCAGGGACAGUGGCAGCCCCGGCUGAUCCCGAAUCCAGGGUAUUUCGAAGACCCUCAUCCAUUCCGCAUGGCCCCCCUGGGCGCGGUGGGGCUGGAGCUGUGGGCGCAGACGGCGGGAGUGCUGUUCGAUAACCUGCUGGUGUGCGCAGACAUGCGCCUGGCCCGGCGCUGGACUCGCCUCACCUGGGAACAGAGGCUGUCUGCCGAGCGCGCCCUGGCGCCUGGCGUCCUGGUCCGGCUGCUGUCUGCAGCGAUACAGCGACCGUGGCUCUGGGGGCUCUACGUGUUCACUGUGGGGCUGCCCAUCAUCCUCUUCAUCAGCUUCAUGUGGCCGGACAAGAGGUUCGGCCCACCUGACCAAGAAUACUACUAUAAGAAGUCAGAUGAGCCUCAGCCAGAUGACCCCCUUGACUCCUUGGGAUCCCAUAGAUCUAGGACUCAAGGAGCUGGAGAACCAGUAGGAUUGUGGGAUGAAACCUCUGGCAUGACAUCAAAGACCACGUCGGACCCUAAACCUGAGCCUCGGAGUAGAAAAUGAGCAGCCCUGAAGAUGUGACACCGCGGUCAGGCCCUGGGGGAGCCCCACCUCUCGAGACUCUUGUACCAAAUCAGUAACGUGCGUGCAGUGGAAUUCCAGCACUUGGCAUAAGAUGUCCUUCAGGCUGUUCCCUGAACGCAGGAUCAUCAAAGUUUGUGUCUGUGUCUGUAUCGGACACCCCAAGAGCACACACACAUGCGUUUUGCAGCCGGAACAGCAGAGCCACACAGAGUGACUUUGGGUGACUGUGACUGUCCCCCAAAUUCUGCCCCUCUAACUGGGGUGAGCUGAAGCUAAUCCUCCUGUCAGAAGCCUUCUGACAUUCCAGCUGUGAGCGAUACUUUUUUUGGUUCCGGAUUAAAAAAAAGAAGUUAAAAAUGUGAAAUGACCUUGGUCUCACACUCCCUCCUGGCUGGGUAAAGAAACCUGUUCCCCGUCAGUGGAAGCUACAGGGAGUAAAGAAUGAGGAAACGAUUUGCUUCAGAUUGGAGAGACGGGCAGAGGGGGGGUGGGAGGGCACAGGAAAGGACGUGCUUUCUGAAGAAAAAUAUAAAGCAGCUUUUUAAGAAGUGCAGAGUCGCUGCUCUUUAACCACAGGCCUCCUUCCAGCCUGUGGUUAAACGUCGUCCUUCAGAGCUGUUGCCUUUGCCCUGGUUAGCAUUGCUAAACAAGGCCCCGUGAGGCAGAAACUUCCUGCUUCUCUGUAAUCCCAGCUGUGCAGGGCUGGUGCUGGGCAUCAGGACUGAGCAGCAGUGCUUUCUUGGGGUUACCUGCAGCAGGUGGAGACUGUGAUUCCUAGGGAGAGGCCCCUGGGGUGUCAGGCCUCUGCAUCGUAAGUGCUCCCCCACUUCUAAUCAGCUUCAUUACCACUGCCCGAACUCCAGGUUGUCUUGCGUUCCUGAUCUUGCUAAAUAAAUUAUAUAAAUGGUUUAAGAAAUCUA
Messenger RNA from Lepisosteus oculatus (spotted gar), 2739 nucleotides. Its product is annotated as calnexin-like. Lineage: Eukaryota; Metazoa; Chordata; Actinopteri; Semionotiformes; Lepisosteidae. Gene Ontology annotation, molecular function: calcium ion binding. Gene Ontology annotation, cellular component: endoplasmic reticulum; endoplasmic reticulum membrane. The record is from RefSeq and is a predicted model, not a curated record. Gene Ontology annotation, biological process: protein folding.